Molecule: messenger RNA, 1989 nt
Organism: Melanaphis sacchari
Lineage: Eukaryota; Metazoa; Arthropoda; Insecta; Hemiptera; Aphididae
Gene: Fancl
Product: E3 ubiquitin-protein ligase FANCL
Exons: 11
Coding region: 373-1572 (399 amino acids)
Biological process (GO): protein monoubiquitination; interstrand cross-link repair
Cellular component (GO): nucleus; Fanconi anaemia nuclear complex
Molecular function (GO): ubiquitin protein ligase activity
Source: RefSeq, a predicted model, not a curated record
GUACGCUCGAGUGCCCGGCAAAGUCGCCGUAUCGCCCAUACUCGUCGCGUGAGUGCGUGACAUUUAGUAUCGUGAUGAGGGAAGUAACGACAUCAGUUUACGAGUACAAUGAACAUUGAUAAAAAUCAUAUCUGUUCGUAAUAAUUGUUAACACAAUCACAACAAUGAUAUGAAUCGAAUGGCAACAGAGUAACGUAUUACGCCAAUACGCGGUACCGUAGGAUAAUAUGCAUCGGAUAACUACACCAAUAUAAUUUUACUUACUGCUUUUAACAAAUGCGAAUUACACAAACUUAAUUUAGUAACUCAAUUUUAUUUAUUUAUUUUUAUUACUGUAAUACAGAUGUACACCAGUAGUCAGUACAAUUCAAAAUGAUUGAUCCAGAUAUGUUGGAGAAUUUUUCGUUAUUGAUUCCAAGUAAAGAUUUUAAAUCUUGGAAAGGACAUAUAUUGUUAGAUAUGCAUAGUAUUUACAUAGAGAUAUAUUGCCCUGAUAUACCAUUGCUUGACAAUUUAAAAAUUCAAAUCCCAGAAUUGGAAGCUUUCAAUUUUUAUCAAUUUGAUUUGAAUGAAAAAGUAGAAAUAAUUAAACAGAAAACUCAUUCAUUGUCUGAUUUUUUAAAGGAAUUAAUUUCAGUUUUGGUAAAAGUUUGGAAAGAAGAUACUUCUAAAAACCUGCAGAACUUGAGCUAUGUUGAUGAAAAAUUCUAUUCUUUGAUUCAAGAAGUUAAUUUAUAUGGUCAAUAUGUGCAUAAAAUUGAUGAAAAUCUAAAACACAUUACAUUUAACGUAUUAGAUAUGUGUAAGCACAAUCAUUUUAUAAAAAUUUUUAUACCUGAUGAAUAUCCCAUGGUUAAAAAACAACCAUUAUGUUUUGAAACUAUAAUUCCAUCAGUUAGUUCUAACUUAUUUUUAAAGAUGAACACUAUUAUAAACUUAUUUGAAACAUUUAAGAAAGUUGUUUAUGAAUUAAAUAAUUUUUGGAAUGUUCACAAUGAAAUUAUAACAACCUGUAAUACUAUAGGAUCUUAUACUUUUAAAGAUGUUAAUUAUAGAAUACCUAUUGAUAGUCAUGUAUGUGUUGAAGUUGAAGUUGACCCAUUAAAUCCUUUGAACUGUCCUAAAUUUAAUCUUCAUGGUUCUCCAGCUUUUAUUGAGAAAUUUCAAGAAAGAUUAAAUGAAAUCAAUCCAGUUAGUACAUUAUUUUUUGAAGUUAAUCAGAGUUUAGUUUGGAGUACUGAAAACAGUUUCAAAGAAAAUAUUCUAAAUGUAUUUCAAAUUGCUUCUCUUCAAUUACAAUAUGAAGAAGAUAACUCGGAACAUUAUAAUGUAACUGAAAAUGAUUUGAAUUGUUGUUGUAUAUGUUAUGAUCAAUUAGAUACAACUAUAAAAAAACAAACUAAAUCAUGUAAUAAUGAUAAAUGUGACGCAUUGUAUCAUAUGUCAUGUAUUUGUGAGUGGUUACUGAAUUCUGGUAGUACACCAAUGUUUGAACAUUUGCAAGGAAAAUGUCCUCAGUGUGAAGAAGAUAUGCUGGUAGCUCUGGAAAAUUUUGAUUUAAUUAAAACUUGAAUAUAUACUAUAUUAUAUUUGGAAAUAUUUCGGUAAAAAUAUUAAAAAUAGUUUAAACACUUACAUCAUCAAUCAAAAAUCAUGUCACUCGGUAACAGCAAAAACAAAGUUCAUUUAUUUAAGAAUAUUAUGCUAAGGAGUUUUUAAGGAUAUGUACAAAUUUCAAUUGUGAUAUGGUGUUAUAAGUCUUUAAGAUAGUCUAGUCAAGAUAUUUUGAAAAUUAUGUAACAGUUGGAAAAGUUCAAUUAUUCUAAAAUGGCUUUGACUGAGAAAUUGAAAAACUUUUGAAAUCAUUAAGUAUGGCACAAAUAUCAGCAAAAUUAAAAAAAAAAAAUAGUUCUACCUUCCCAGAUACUGUAUAGAAAAUGCAUUUUUGUUUAAUUUUAAUUUAAUUUGUAAACACUGAUUGAUAUUAAA